AUGCUUCAAUCAACAGAUAGUCCCACUGGAUGGUUUUGUUUAUCCUUGCUACAUGCGAUGGCUUCUCAUCCUUUACCAGAUGAAUAUACUGGAAUGACUGGGAUGGAACGAGCAUUUCAGUUAUUAAAAUCAGCUGGUAGUUGGUCUGAUCAACCUUUCAAUGAGCUUUCUUCAAAUAUUCUUGGUCAAAUAGCAUCCAUUUCACCGAUAGUUAUUUAG
Molecule: messenger RNA, 219 nt
Organism: Rotaria sp. Silwood2
Lineage: Eukaryota; Metazoa; Rotifera; Eurotatoria; Philodinida; Philodinidae
Source: the annotation of a GenBank genome assembly